GCAUGACUAUGUAGCAGAAGGCUAUUCAGUGAAUAAAUUAAACGGGCUUGUCGAUGCUGACAUUAGUUUGUUCCUAAGAGACGGCACUGUCCAUGAUGGUUCUGUGAAAGAACUUGUAGCAGAAUUUGUUGAAGGAAUAUCUAAAGUUCAGAGGCUUUUUUUAUCUUAUUAUGAUCCCACGAAGGUCAGAUCGGUCAGCUCAGUUUGCCAUGAUGAUUUCUUCUAUUUUUUUGAUGCUCAUAUGUACAUUUUGGACUAUUUUUGACUUGCUUCAAAUUUUAAUUGACUUUGUUUUCUUUUUGCAUGAAGACCCUUCAGUUGUGCAGGUUCCGCUGCCAAAGUUUGACCAUUUGACUUGUUUGGAGAUUGGUUGUAAUGUUGCAUGGAAUUCGCUACUGGAUUUUCUUGAAAGCUCUCCGCAACUGGAAAAGCUUAGUUUUGCGGGACUACCUUUACAAGAGGAAGUCGAGGAAAACCAGACAACAUAUAGUUGGUAUCCACCUGAGAACGUGCCUUCUUGUUCAUUAUUUCACCUAAAGGUCAUUUACAUUUGGUGGUUUAAAGGGGAAAUUGAUGAGCUGAAAAUGAUAGAGUAUUUCUUGAAGGAUUCAAAAGUUCUAAAGAGAUUAUUGAUUCAUCCUUGUAUUGAUACAAAGUCGUCUGGUAUUAACAUAAUAGCAGAAAUGUUACCCAGGGGCUCUGAGAAAUGUCAAGUUUUGUUUUUUUGAUAUAUUCUUUUGAGCUCUAUGUUCUAUGGUUUGGGGAAUGUGUGUGAUUUAAGAUAUUCUUUUUGUUUACCUUUUUGGUUCUGCUUUUAAGCAGUUUAAUAUGUAUAAAAUUUAAGCUGUUUUCCUUCCAAGUCACUUUUCUCUAUAGGCUGGAGUUUAUUCCUUCAAUGUUCAACUCAUAUUAUGCAAAUAAUACUUUACAGUGGAAGCUUACA
Messenger RNA from Cornus florida, 943 nucleotides. Its product is annotated as putative F-box/FBD/LRR-repeat protein At3g49030. The transcript has 2 exons. The record is from RefSeq and is a predicted model, not a curated record. NCBI's taxonomy places the organism in Eukaryota, Viridiplantae, Streptophyta, Magnoliopsida, Cornales, Cornaceae. The coding region runs from base 171 to 728 and encodes 185 amino acids.